AUGGGCACCAGACUUCUCUACUGGGUGAGUCUCUGUCUCCUAGGGGCAGGUCACACAUUUGCUGGAGUGUUCCAGUCCCCCAGCCACAUAGUCACAGAGAGGGGACAGAAUGUCACUCUUACUUGUAAUCCAAUGUCUGGACAUACCUUCCUUUACUGGUACCGACAGACACUGGGGCAGGGCCCAGAGUUUUUGCUUUACUUCCAAAACAAGGAGGCCCUAGACAAAUCAGGGAUGCCUAAAGAGCGGUUCUCUGCAGAGAAGACUGAUAGCUCCUCCUCCACUCUGAAUAUCCAGGGUGCAGAGCAGCAGGACUCGGCCGUGUACCUCUGUGCCAGCAGCUAA
Pipistrellus nathusii (Nathusius's pipistrelle) is the source of this 345-nucleotide messenger RNA. The record is from the annotation of a GenBank genome assembly. NCBI's taxonomy places the organism in Eukaryota, Metazoa, Chordata, Mammalia, Chiroptera, Vespertilionidae.